Messenger RNA from Fusarium falciforme, 843 nucleotides. RefSeq names its product Cytochrome p450 protein. NCBI's taxonomy places the organism in Eukaryota, Fungi, Ascomycota, Sordariomycetes, Hypocreales, Nectriaceae. The record is from RefSeq and is a predicted model, not a curated record. The coding region runs from base 1 to 843 and encodes 280 amino acids. The transcript has a single exon. Gene Ontology annotation, molecular function: iron ion binding; monooxygenase activity; oxidoreductase activity, acting on paired donors, with incorporation or reduction of molecular oxygen.
AUGGCCUCCGUCCAAGGCCAGGCCCUAGACCCCAGUCCAUCGUCUACCGAGAAAGCACAGCCUCGAUCACUCCUAAGCAACGCCGAAGUUAUGGGAAAUACCUUCAUCUUCAUUCUCGCCGGACACGAAACAACCACUAACUCAAUCCACUUCUCCGCCCUCCACCUAGCCAUGAACCCCGCCUCCCAAGUCAGCUUACACAAAGACAUCGAUGAGAAUUUCGGCACCGGAGAUCCCGACGAAUGGAACUACGAAGAAGCUAUCAACAAGCUCUUCAGCGGCAUGGUCGGCGCGACCUUUAACGAGCUCCUCCGCAUCAUGCCCCCGGUAAUCAACAUUCCGAAAUCCGUAACCCAGACCCAAGAUCAAGUGAUCACCUCAGGCAGCCAGGAAUACACCCUCCCCAAGGGCACCUACAUCAGCCUGAACGUUAUCGGCGUCCAACGUAACCCCAAUCACUGGCCGACAAAGCCCAGCAAGCGCACGAACAAGUGCAACGACCUCGACGACUUUAUACCCGAGCGGUGGCUCAGGUGCGACGCGAAAGCAGAUACGAGAAAUCCCGAUGACUCGGGAGACGAGGGCGACAAUGAUCUUGGCGCUUAUACGGGUACAUCUAACGCUACGAAUCUGUUUCGUCCUGUUAGGGGGUCUUUUAUUCCAUUCUCGGAAGGCACGCGCUCGUGUCUCGGUCGCCAUAUCGCUCGGACUGAGGUGGCGGCUGUCCUCGCGACCAUCUUUCAGCGAUACACAAUACAAUACAAUACAAUACAAUUUAUUACGCCCGGCGGCUUGUUUUGGCCGAAAGGGCACUCAUCACUAAUGCAUACGUACAUUGCCUAA